AUAGAAGGUUUUAUUUGUUUAUUAAAAGGUUUAAAAGAAAGAAAAUAACAACAAACAAAGGUUGUGGUUUACACACUCUUAUUUUCGGCCAGGGCCUAAAAUAGGAGUAGGAAAACUUUAUUUUGAAAAGGAAAUAUUUUGGAUGUUUAGGGAAGGUAUGGAGAGUGUGGGCUCAGCCUAGGGUGGGUGUAGGACAACCAUGGUGCUGGGUUGGGUUCUAAGACAGGAAAAUGGAGAAGUUUCAACCCAAUUAAUGUCACCACACUUGGGCUUUAUUCCCCUAAUCUGUCUUUCCCUUGGCGGGCUACGGAGAGUCUUCGGGCAUGCUCCCGGAUAUAUAUCAAUAGUCCUAGAUGAUCUCCUCAACACCUGCUUAGGUGUCACUUGCUACAUCUCAGGUGUGCUAAAUUAUGAGGUUAUUGUUCGCAUUCUGAGAGGAGUUGGAUAUGCAUUUCUUUGUUUGCUAUCUCAUAAUCUCGUGUAUUCUGACAUGCGACUGCAGAACGUCAUAGUUCCCCCGGAUGGUCUUGCACACUUGAUUGAUUUCGGUCGAGUUAGUGUUCUCAACAACGUUGAUUGUGGUGUAGAAGGCGUUUACUCUAGACCUGAUAGUGAGCGAAAAUAUUUGUGCAAGCUAGCGAGGGUGAAUAAAAGGGAUUCAGUGUAUAAGAUUGGAGUCCUGAUAUUCCAUUUGAUUACUGAUCGACAUCUUGCGCUAGGUCAGGUAUUAAGAGCUGGAAAAGGAAAUCACGAUUGGAAUAACCAUUUUGAUGUAGUUCGGGCCGGAGUUGACCUUAAUGAGGUACAAGCAAACAACCUCAUCAACUUGGGUCUCGACUGCUUCUUUGCAGCUGAUACAAGUGAUGAUCCGAUUUCUUUGGAGGCUGUUAUUCAUAGGCUGAAUGAGUUACCAGAGUAGCAUUUAUUGUAGUUGACCCUAAACUUGCAUCAUACAGAGUUGGGAAAGCCUAGUAUGCUGUGAUUCAAUUUGCGCAAACAGUUUUUCAUCGUGAGCGUGUUUGGCACAAGAGCGUCAACUCUAGGGUUUCUGAACCUUUCAGAUCUGUGUUUUUUGCUUUUCGGAUCUACGAUUUUCGCAGUAAGAUCUUGAAGAGGUAUAUGAUAAAAUUUCAGAUCUCGUGUUCAUCUUAUCUUGAAGAGCUCCAUGAUGAAAUUUCGGAUCUUCAAUGUUGAACUGCUGUUGCCGAGGUUGUUGCAGAAGCUACGGCGUUUCUCUUUUCCUUCCAUGUUUUAAUUUCAGUGUUGGGUGUAUUUUUUUUACAGAAUUGUUUGUGUAAGGAAGAGGAAAUUUCUCUUAAAAAACAUUGGUGUGAUAU
Messenger RNA from Cuscuta campestris, 1337 nucleotides. Lineage: Eukaryota; Viridiplantae; Streptophyta; Magnoliopsida; Solanales; Convolvulaceae. The record is from the annotation of a GenBank genome assembly.